AUGGCGAAGAAAUUGGGGAAAGUUUCUUUGCUUUGCGACGAAGAACUUGCCCUAAUCCUCACCAAGCUUCUCGACCCAUCUGAUCGAAAAUCCUUCUCCCAAGUCUGCAAGCAAUGGCUUCGCGUCGAGGGUCUCAACCGCUCAUCCAUUCGUUUUCUCCGACCCGAUUUUCUCCGUCAGGCACUCCCUAGGUUCCCAAACAUCGUCACAUUCGAAACACCCAACUCAAUCUCCGACACCGAUCUCGAGUUCAUCUCCCAGACAUGUCCGAAGAUCGAGGUCCUCAACCUUAAUUUGGUGACGACAUCGUUGGAUCUCGGUCUCAAAUGUUUAGGUCUCCCCGCUUUGGCAAACGGGUGUCCGAAAUUGUCCAAGGUUAUACUCACGGGUAGAAGCUCUAUUACUGAUCAGAUAUCUGUUUCGCUUAUAAACUUGGCUAAGAAUUUGACGUAUUUGGACUUGGGGUGUUGCUUAGAGGUGUCUGACAAGUCACUUGAAGCAAUUGGGUUUUGUAGUUCGAUUAGGUAUUUGAGUUUGGAGUGGUGUUGUAAGAUUACGGAUAAAGGAUUAGAGUUUCUUGCCAAUGGGUCAUGCUCGAAAACACUAAAGACAUUGAUACUUGCUUGGUGUGAUAGGAUUUCAGAUUCUGGGGUAUCGCAUUUGCGGAGAAUGCAUUGCUUGGAACACUUGAGUUUGGCCAAUUGCGGACGAGGACGAAAGAUCACUGACACUGGAGGUGUGGCAAUCUCGGCCAUUUCGACCCUAAAGAAAUUGAGCUUGGUUGCGCUGGUGAGAGUGACGGAUCGCACCGUUGUUACUCUUGCUGAGAAGUGCAUCAACUUGGAGGUUAUUGAUUUAAGUGAUUGUAGGCUGACUGGAGCUAGUAUUCGUGCAUUUGCGAGGCACAAGUUGUUGCAAUCUUUUGUGUUGCGAUUUUGUAAUGUCAGUGAGAAUGAUUUGGAUCACUUGGUUAGUCGAUGCAGAUCAUUGAAAUCUGUUGUGCUGGAUUCUGAGACCUUAAACCAGAUUAGGCCUCGGCUGCGAAAAAGAGCUAUUAAAGUUGUGACAGUGUGUUAG
Fragaria vesca subsp. vesca is the source of this 1077-nucleotide messenger RNA. Its product is annotated as F-box/LRR-repeat protein 20-like. Lineage: Eukaryota; Viridiplantae; Streptophyta; Magnoliopsida; Rosales; Rosaceae. Gene Ontology annotation, biological process: SCF-dependent proteasomal ubiquitin-dependent protein catabolic process. Gene Ontology annotation, molecular function: protein binding. Gene Ontology annotation, cellular component: SCF ubiquitin ligase complex. The record is from RefSeq and is a predicted model, not a curated record. Bases 1 to 1077 code for a protein of 358 amino acids. The transcript has a single exon.